AUGCAGAAUUCGCGUGGAAACGCUGUCUUCUUGAUCGAUACGAGCACAGCAACGGACCGGUGGCUUGAUGACCCUUCUCAAACAAAGAUGACGGAUCUUCAAAGCAAUUUGUGUCAAACUGAGCUGCCUCAUGGUGUUCACCAUCUCCUGCAUUGCGCGCAUUCUCGGCACCUGAGGUCCACAAGGCUUACACCACUCGACGCAGUCAAGAGCCUCGACCAGAGAAUGUUCGCAAGGACGAACAGCCCUGGCCACCCCAGCAGGAACGAACAAGCCAUGGCAUCGACAGGCCUCCCUUGGACUGUCCUGGCCUUGAUCCAAGCAGUUGGCGGGAGUGACGAGCACACUUAG
This is a messenger RNA of Symbiodinium sp. CCMP2592, 351 nucleotides long. Lineage: Eukaryota; Dinophyceae; Suessiales; Symbiodiniaceae. The record is from the annotation of a GenBank genome assembly.